This is a messenger RNA of Knipowitschia caucasica, 225 nucleotides long. The record is from the annotation of a GenBank genome assembly. NCBI's taxonomy places the organism in Eukaryota, Metazoa, Chordata, Actinopteri, Gobiiformes, Gobiidae.
AUGUUCGGGGAGUUCGGUCGAUGGAAGGUGAACAACUUGGCGGUAGAGCGCAGAGACUUCCUGUCCUCUCCUCUGCCCCUCACUCCGGAGUUCAUCAGGAACAUCCGCAUGUUGGGCAGAAGACCGUCCACUCAGAGCAUCACGGAGAAUCUCAUCCGCAAAUACGGCACACACUUCCUGCUGUCGGCCACGCUGGGAGGUAAGAUUGAGCUUCCCCUGCCGUGA